This is a messenger RNA of Uloborus diversus, 995 nucleotides long. Its product is annotated as 3-hydroxyacyl-CoA dehydrogenase type-2-like. Gene Ontology annotation, cellular component: mitochondrion. The record is from RefSeq and is a predicted model, not a curated record. Gene Ontology annotation, molecular function: estradiol 17-beta-dehydrogenase [NAD(P)+] activity. The transcript has 5 exons. Bases 152 to 934 code for a protein of 260 amino acids. Lineage: Eukaryota; Metazoa; Arthropoda; Arachnida; Araneae; Uloboridae. Gene Ontology annotation, biological process: androgen metabolic process; estrogen metabolic process; fatty acid metabolic process.
GAAAACUCAUAACAUUUAUUCACUUUUUCACAAAAGUUUUGAUCAUUUUUUUCUUAGGAUUCGCGGAUAGGAAUUUUUCAUCGAAUAUGAUUAUCUGCGAACAUUUGUUUUCAAAGCGUGGAAACUUUUCAGGAGUAAACACCAAAAACACAUGGCGGCCACCCGGUCUUUGAAGGGUCUUGUGGCACUCGUAACUGGAGGAGCGUCGGGAUUAGGACGAGCUACUGUUGAAAGAUUCAUUCGCAAUGGGAGUAGUGUAUUAAUUUGUGAUCUGCCAACAUCAAGUGGAGAUGGAAUUGCAAAAUCUCUGGGAGAAAGUUGUGUAUUUGCACCUACAGAUGUUUCUUCUGAAGCUGAUGUUAAAAUGGCUCUUGAAAUUGUGAAAUCAAAAUUUAAGAAGCUAGAUGUUGUUGUGAAUUGUGCAGGAAUCAGUGUAGCUUUUAAAUUGUAUAAUUUUCUCAAAGAAACCUGUCACAAAUUGAGUGAUAUAGAAAAAGUAACAAAGGUCAACACUGUUGGAACUUUCAAUGUCAACAGACUAGCGGUGGAAUUAAUGGCUGAAAAUCCUCCUAAUGAAGAUGGACAGAGAGGUGUUCUUAUUAAUACAUCAGGGAGUUCAGCUUUUGAUGGUUUCAUUGGGCAAAGUGCUUAUUCUUCUACUGCAGGAUCUAUAGUGUCCAUGACACUUCCUAUGGCAAGGGAUCUUGCUCCACAAGGCAUUCGCUGUUGUACUAUUGCUCCAGGUUUUAUGGAUACAGAAUUAAUGGGAACUUUACCUCCAGAAGUAAUUAACUUUAUCUCCGAUACUACUCCAUUUCCGAAGAGAUUUGGUAAACCUGAUGAAUUUGCGCACCUUGUUCAAUGUAUAAUAGAAAAUCCUAUGUUAAAUGGCGAAGUUAUAAGAUUAGAUGGUGGAUCACGAUUUCGUUUAUAGAUAUGUGUUUCUUCUAUGUUGCAUUUUGUAGAAAAUCAUUAAAUUUUUUUUUUUCAACUCA